AUUAUGUUGUACAACAUAUUAUCGCAAUAUUCUAAGUAUUAGUACAAAGCGACGUAAGAAAUGUUGUAAAGGAACUAUCAAGCGGAUACCUGACAGGUGGCUGAAUUAUGACCCUGUUGGUCGAGAUUUGAGGGGAACCCGCUUUGUUCCAUUCAAGACCCCACUAGAUAAGUCAUUCUUCAAAGGAAAACAUGAUCUGUCCAGGAACGAACACUUUGAUGUGCACCGCAUCGUUUCCUUUGCUCGUCAAGCAGGCAAGACAAUAGGAAUGGUAGUCGACCUGACGAACACCGAUAGGUACUACAACAAAACAGAAUGGAGUGUCUACGGCAUUAAAUAUUUAAAAAUGAAGUGCCCUGGUCAUGAAGUCAACGAACGUGAGGACAUCGUUGAAGAUUUUGUAUCUGCUGUUGAUGAGUUUGUGAAUGACUCUACAAAUGGCGAAAAGCUAAUUGGAGUGCAUUGUACUCACGGGCUAAAUCGUACUGGUUACUUAAUAUGUCGGUAUCUAAUCGACCGAAUGGGAUGGACAGCGGCAAGAGCUAUAUCAGAGUUCGAAUUUUCCCGUGGUCAUCCUAUAGAACGCCCCCAUUAUAAAAGAAGUCUCUAUGAGGCAGAAAAGCGAAUAUCAAAGGUUGGCGAAGUUAUUUUUUCCACAGAUUAUCAAUUAGUUCUUUAA
This is a messenger RNA of Angiostrongylus costaricensis, 679 nucleotides long. The record is from the annotation of a GenBank genome assembly. Lineage: Eukaryota; Metazoa; Nematoda; Chromadorea; Rhabditida; Metastrongylidae.